Danio rerio (zebrafish) is the source of this 4243-nucleotide messenger RNA. The record is from RefSeq and is a predicted model, not a curated record. Lineage: Eukaryota; Metazoa; Chordata; Actinopteri; Cypriniformes; Danionidae.
UAGGCUACUUCGUGGUUCACAUGUUGUUGCAGUUGUGAGAUAAACAGCGUACGCCAAAACUAGACAGCAUUUCCAAAACUUGAUUUUAGUAACGUUACCUGUUCGUCAAAAAUAUCACAGGAAUGUCGUUAAACAGAGAUUUGUUGUUAUGCUAGUUAUCCAUGACAAUAACUGUAGCUUGGGCCUUUGUUAGGCUUGGUUUCUAGGGACACCGUUGCUAUAGAACGCGAACUGUGUAACGUUGACCAAGGUCAGCCUAUUUCCUCCAAUCACGACAGCGCACUGCAAACGAAACCCUUUGAAUCAGCCAAUCAAAUGAAAGAGCGAUUACCCACCGGAAGAAAAGGGUUUCAAGACUGUGGGAUGACACAAGUAGUUCGCAACUAUUUUUAUGCACGUUUUGCUCAUAUCGGCGUUUGAAUGUUUGUAAUUUCGCAUGAAGAAAUCAGUGAGAACAAGGUCCUCCUCCCCACCCCUGCAUGUGCACGUGAACGAGAGCACACCUGUGCAUGUUCAUGUGAAGAAGAGCACGAAAUGCAGCCCUACCAAGACAGCCCAGGUUAAGUCAAAAACUGGCUUGCAUCCUACUGCUAAGGUGAAGACAAGAGUUCCAUGGAUUCCCCCUGGCAAGGUCUCAGCCCGAGAGACCUCAUAUAAGUGGGAUGGACCAUCCCAUCGUCUGGAAAUAACGGCUCCACAGGAGCCUGAGCGUUCCCAGUCUCCUAUGCGAAUAGAAGAUCUGUCCACCAAUGAAGAAGAGGCACUGCAUGGACGCAUAAAUCAGUACGAGAGGAAGAUCGACAGUCUGAUGACAGAGGUCAGCUCUCUGAAAAAGGAGGUAGAGCUUCGUAAGAAGGAGCAGCUGCUUGAGCGUCAGUCGGAGAGGUUGAGCGCAUCCCAGCGUGUCAUCGCUGAACAGGAAGAGGAGCUUGCAGAAGUCGCCCGAGAGCUGGAGGCCACAGAGCAGGAGAACUCACGUCUACGAGAGUCCAUGGAGAAGAUGCUGGCAGAGAAUGAUUUCGGGAGAGUAGAGAGGGACGGCAUGCAGCUUGACAAAGAUGUUCUACUCAGGAAGCUGCUGGAAGCAGAGAUGGACAGCAGUGCGGCUGCAAAACAGGUUUCGGCCCUUCGCGAAACGGUCAGCCAAAUGUCUAGGAGUACAAGUGAGAAAAAGAUGUCAGGAUCAGACUCGACACUUUUGGUUCGACAAAAGGAGAUGUUACUGCAGAAGCUGGAGACUUUUGAGAGCACCAACAGAACUCUUAGGCAUCUUCUUAGAGAACAGCAUAGCAGAGAGAUGGACUCACUUAGACUCUUGGAACAGAAAGAUGCACUGCUGAAAAGGCUUUCUGAUGUAGAAGAAGAGAAUUCGCGUAUUCUUGUAAAGCUUCAAGACAAAGAAAGAGAGGUCAACCAGCUCACUUCCAUAUUAGAGAGUGAAAAGGAAAGCUCAAAAACCACCAGCGAACUGUCCAAAGUCUUAGAGUCCACCCGUGCACAUCUACAGGGUCAACUGCGAAAUAAAGAAGCAGAGAAUAACCGCCUUAACGUUCAGAUCAGGAAUCUGGAGCGAUCCCUCAGCCAGCAGCAGGGGGAGAUGGACCACCUGCAGAACCAGCUGCGAGACCUCAGGCAGCAGGCGGAGGCUGAUAAGGAGGCCCUAAAGAAAGCCACGCGGGCACAGAAACUGCGGGCACAGCGCAGUGAAGACACUGUCGGACAGCUCAGUGGCCAGCUCUUAGAGAUAGAAAAACAAUUGGCAGAGGCUGUGACAGCUGCAGAAAACUGGAGCAGUCGCCACGCAAAAGAGAUGAAGGACAAAGGACAGCUUGAGGUGGAGAUCGCACUGUUGAACAGCCGCAUUACAGACCUGACUGAACAUUUGCAUGGGCAGGAAGAGAAAUCCCGGAUUGAGAGAGACGGACUCUUGGAUCGCCUUCAUGAGCUCAAUACAGAGAGCACUACUGUACGCCUGGAGAACCAGAGCCUUAAGGCCACUUUGACUGCCUUGGAAGAGAAGCUGUUGUUGUCUCAGUCUGAGGUCCAGCAGGUCAAAGUGUCUGUGAAACAGUACGAGAGUUUGGUGGACAGCUAUAAAGCUCAGAACCAGAAGACCCGUGCUGAAGCAGACGAGUUUGCUGCACGUCUGCAGAUGGCUUCAAGUGAAGCUCAAGCUGUACGAGAUGAACUAGACCAGGAGAUCCAGCAGGUCAGGAAGCAGCUUCAGGGUCGACUGUCAGAGCUGGAGCCCCUUCCUGAAGCUCUGAGACAUGCUGAACUCCAACUGCAGGAAGCUCACGAGAAAGAGAGGUUACUAGAGAGAAGAAACACAGAGCUUGGCACUUCCCUUACAGAGCUACGCAUCAAGGCAGAGCAACAGGGAAGCUUGGCGGAGAUGUUGAGGCACAAAAACAUGCUGCUACAGGAGGAAAACAAACAGCUUCAGCACAAAAUGGAGAGCCUUGAACGGAAGCAAGAGGAGGCUAACUCGCAAAAUCGAGAUCUCAUCCAGGUCAUUUCAAAACGGGAAGAGACGAUUCAUAGCAGCCAGGUGCGUCUGGAAGAAAAGUCUCGAGAGUGCAGUAUUCUGACCAAACAGCUGGAGGAGGCAUUGGAUGAUGCCCGUCGACAGGUUACCCAGACCAGAGAGCGAGCAGCUUCUAAAGAGCGCGUUACGCAGUCCAAGAUUGUCGAUUUGGAAGCUCAACUGAGCAGAACAUCAACUGAGCUGAACCAGUUACGACGAGCCAAAGAUGAGGCCGAACGGAGAUACCAGAGUCGUUUACAAGAUGUCAAGGACAGACUAGAGCAGUCCGACAGCACAAACCGAAGCCUGCAGAAUUAUGUCCAGUUCCUAAAAUCUUCUUACGUCAAUGUGUUUGGAGACCCUGCUCUCACUGGCUCCUCAUUCCGCACACCUUCGCCUAUCUGAAACCACUUUCAGGUGUCUGUUAAGACUUCUUUUACAUGAACUGUAUUAGUCGACAACUGAUGACCUCUGUAAGUUUACUGUGUUUGUGCUUUACUCCGUAAAGGAAUAGUUCACUCAAAUAUGAGAAUUUGCUAUUAAUUUACUUACCCUCAGACCAUCCGAGAUGUAGGUGAUUUUUUUUGUCAAGACUUUAAGCUGAAAAAUUAAUGCCACCAUCACUUUAGUAAUCAUAUUAUGAUACAUAUUUGUUUUGUCUGUAUUUUUUUGUUUUGUUUACUCUUAGAGUUCAGAGAUUGUUUAAUUUCCAUUGAAGGAGCACCGAUUGAGCUGAAAAUCUUUCCGGAUCUGUUGAAGAAAAACAGUCACCUACAUUUCAGAUUCCCAAUGGAUGAGUAAAGGCAUUUUUGGGUGAACUAUCAACUUAUGAAAUGCUAAUUUUACUUAAAGUUGCAGUUUAGCACCAAGAAAGCUUUCAGUUUAGGAUUACAUAUCCAUCUCACUAAGAGAAUUCUUGUCUUAUUUUGAUCUCUCAAGACGGUUAUGCAAUAAACAGACUUAAAGCUUUUAUGAUCCUUAUGCAUAAGCUUUCUUCCUGAAUUUGCAUGGCAAUAAUGAAGGAUUUCACAGCGCGGACUGUAAAGUAGCUAUUACCGAUUUCAUCUUUUAUCGUUUACUUGUAUGUGGCUAUAAAACAUACAGCUUGCUUUUUAGUUCUAGCAAUCAAUUCGAUUUAAUUGCUUCCAGUUUACAUAAUAUCAGUAUGACGAUGAGACACAGCAAGAGUUAUACAGUCAUAAAUUGUCCCUUUUAUUAAUAAAAUCCCAUUUGAAACAUCAUGAUCACCUGCUCAAAUUUAGAUUCGCUGGGAGGAUUUAAAAUUCAAAUGACCACAAACUCAGGAUUUAUCAGUUUAUUUGUCAGCCAAAAUUAUUUUUAGCUAUAACCGGCCUAUUAUGUGAGUAUAUCUGUUAAAAUAAUGCACAAAGCAUCCUUUGAGUCAAAAUGAACAUUAUAUUGGUGUUUUCAGUAGACUGAAUGCAUAGAAUUCCUGUUAUAAAAUGUGUCUAUUGGUGCUAUACAUUUUACAUUACUGUAAUCGUCCAUCUGUUUUUUGUUUAAGGUCAUACUUGCACUUUUUAUUUUAUUUGACUGAUACUUGUCAUGUGAAUUAACCAAACAGUAAUGCUUCACUGUUGUUUGUUUUAACAUGAAAUGCAGCAGCAUGUGUAAUUUUUUUAUUCGCUAAGAAUAUUUGUAUACAUAUCAAGUGUAUAUUAUGUAUUGAAGUGUAUUAAAUUCCUUUGAAAACUG